Molecule: messenger RNA, 3758 nt
Organism: Oryzias melastigma (Indian medaka)
Lineage: Eukaryota; Metazoa; Chordata; Actinopteri; Beloniformes; Adrianichthyidae
Product: adhesion G-protein coupled receptor G2
Exons: 13
Coding region: 1305-2771 (488 amino acids)
Biological process (GO): adenylate cyclase-activating G protein-coupled receptor signaling pathway; cell surface receptor signaling pathway
Cellular component (GO): membrane
Molecular function (GO): G protein-coupled receptor activity
Source: RefSeq, a predicted model, not a curated record
AUUCAUGCAUCCUGGGAAAUUUGGAAGGCACUAGAAUUUGGAAAUGUAGAUUUUGACACCCUGGCUAAACGAUGCACUGAGUAGUGACUGAACUGGGACAAAGUCUUCGUCUGUAUCCGUGGUUAUCAGGAUUCUGUGCCUCCUUGUGUCUCUUCGUUUAUUCCCAGCCAUCACUCUCAUCGCAUCUACCUGUUCACCUGGCUUUUUAUUGCUCCGCCCCUUGUUUUUUUCUGUCAGGAGAAAGCCAAAGUUCCAGAGUUAAAGCUGCAUGUAAACUACAAAGAUCCAACAGGAAAUUAAUCUGGAAUCUUCUCUUUGACGAUCGUGUCUAUUCAUUAACUUUACUGCCCACUGACAGCUCACCACACUGAGCUCCAUUGAAAGGUAAUCUCAGUAUUGGUGUUAUAUUGAUCUUGGACUGAACAUUUGCAUUAGGCAAAUGUAUUCAUAAACCCAAACAAGCUACACUGUGUUGAACUUGAGUUUACCCAGCCAAAGCGACGCUCUGCAGACCAGUUCUUCCCUUUUCAUCCUGGAGACAAGAACUUGUGGAUUCUUCUAAAUGCUGCUGUGAAUGUCCUUAUUGCUCUGUUGCAGCAGAUUUUCCUUUUCCUCUGUUUUCACAUGGAUGGAGUAAGGUAAAUGGUCAGUUUUAAAGAUUUAGACAAAUGUAUUUGACAAAAUCCUUUCAUACUUGGACUAAUAGUGUUUUUUUUUAGAAUAAAAGCUGUGCUUUGUGCACUCCUGCCAUUGCUGAUGCUCAAAUUACAGGCUGAGGAAGCUACAACAUCUGAUCAAAGCAAGUGCAUUUAUUAUUUUCUUAGAUUUUAUUUAAAACUGUCACUUAAUUUUUGUUCUGAACAUAUUAACUAUUCUGACUUUGGUCUUUUUAUUUUUUUUCUUCAGCUACAGCAUGGAUUAUUAUACUCAAUUAUGGCCUUACUAUAGAUGUGGCUGACUCGAAGUGUACGAUCUUUGAGCAGAAAUCUGAACCACAAUGUAUAAACGAUGGACCAGAGUGUCUCAUUCAGUAUACAAAUGGAUAUCAGAAGACAGAAUUUAAUGAAUCAAACUUCAGUCUGAAUGCCUCAGUGACACAUCUUCCCGGCAGAGACGAUUAUGUCAUCCAUGGAUUUGCAAAUUACUCCAUACUCUCCUGCCAAGAUUCCUCCAUCUUACCACUUCUUGAGGAUCUGUGCAGUGAAGAUUGUGGCAUUGAGAGCUUGGCGAAUCUCUUAUCGAUAAAGGAUUUUUGUGAACACCUCGUCAGUCAGAAUGUCAGCAUCAAAACAAUCUACAUAAAGAUGGAAAGAGAGAUCAUCCAUGAUCUUAUGAAAAACUGCCAGAACAGAAAUUUGACUGAAUACAACCUGAAGAAACUGUCCAUAAACAUCUUCAAUUUCUCAGACGAAGCUCUAACAAUGUCAGGAGGACUAACAGCAAUGAAGAUGGAAGCGCCGCAGCUGCCGACCAAGAAUUCAUCAUUCAUUCCUGAAAUCUGGAUGCCUCUGGACGCUUUGCACAAAAUCCCAGCAGAAAGGAGGGUUGUUGCUUUGGUCAGUUACAUGAACCACAGCCAGUUCCAGUUCAAUGAGGAGCAAAUCUCAUCCAUGGUACUCAGGAUUGAGCUGCUGGAGCAGCGCUACAUGCAGGAUCUGACUCAGUCAAUUACCAUGAUUUUCCAGAUUGAAGAAAUGGAUUCCAGACUGUCUAAUAACUCAAAGCUGCAGUGUCGCUAUUUCAAUGAGCAGGGUCUGGAAAAACAUUCUGAGUAUUGGAAAACUGAUGGAUGUGAGGCCACAGUCAACAAAACCACUGUUACCUGCAAGUGCAACCAUGCAACACCAUUUGCUGUCCUGCUGAUAAGAGAUCCAAUAGCAGAAAUCCACUGGAUGAUCCUCUCAUACAUCAGCUAUAUAGGCUGUGGCCUUUCAGCUUUCUUCUGUGCAUUAAGUUUCCUGAUAUACAUAUUUGGCAAGAAAAACAAAAUGGACUUCUCCAUGUCCAUUCACGUCUCCCUGAGCGGCGCCCUGUUUCUGCUCAACUCCACCUUCCUGCUGACAGAGUGGGGGGCCACGGUGGAGCUCAGCUGGGUGUGCGAGUUUGUGGCAGCCUUCAUGCAUUACUCGCUGCUCUGCAGUUUCACCUGGAUGGCCAUAGAGGCCUUUCACCUGUACCUGCUGCUGGUAAAGGUGUUCAACACCUACUACAAGUACUACCUGCUGAAGCUGUCAGCGGUGGGAUGGGGGGUCCCUGGUCUGAUUGUGGCGGUUUCUCUGGGAGUGAAGGACUUCAAGCAGCUUUAUGGAGCCAAAGAGUUAACCAUGCUGGAUUCUAACCAAACCAGCGCAAUCUGCUGGAUCAUCGAUGACUCCUUCUUCUACUCGUUGAAUCUGGUUUAUUUCAUCCUCAUCUUCAUCUUUAACUCUGGUAUUCUGAUGGCGGUGGGCUCCAGCAUCUGCAGGAUGAACAUGCUUGUCAAGAGUCCAGGAAAGUGUCAGGCAGACCAGCAGAGGUUCAACGCGUCCUGCAGGAGCGGCCUAACCCUGCUGGGUCUCACCUGCCUGCUGGGGACCACCUGGGGUCUGGCCUUCCUGGGAUCGGGAUAUGUCAACUACCCCGUCCUCUACCUGUUCUGCAUACUGAACUCCCUGCAGGGUUUCUUCAUCUUCAUGUGGAUCUGCUUCACAGCCAAGAGGCAGAGGAAGAGGCAAAUGGAGGAGAAACUGACCUCAACUCCCAUGAGGACGUCAGCGCUCAAAUCUGAGUAGAUCUCCAUCCUUUAUCUGGAAUCAUCUUCUCUUAACAAGCACAUUAAAGACUAUAAAAUCACAUGUAUGUUUUGUUUCAGAUAUUUUUACUUUUAUAACAAUUGAGGUUUUAAUAUAAAAUAAGUCUAAUAUUUUAUAUCCUUAACAUUGUUUGUAUUUUUCUAGAUUGGCAAUUAUUUCAAUUUCUGUUGAAUUCUUUUUCAUUCUUUCAUUCAUUUUCCUGACCGCUUCGUCCCUUUCAGGGUCGCGGUGUUGAAUUCUUGUUCUUCUUAAAACAAUAAAAAAUUGUUUUAUUUUUUAUCCAACUCUUUUCGUUUGUUUAUUCAUUUUUGAACAGUAAAUAAAGCUCAACCAAACAAGCUUUUCUCUAAAAGUAAAAUGAGUCAAAAAGCAUUCAUUUCCAUUUUACGAUUUGGGAUUUACUUUAACGAUGUAGUAAACAAACAAACAUAGAUAUUUAAAAAUCAAUUCGAAAAAAAUGGUGAAAAAUAUAAGACAUUUACAAAUUUUCUCUGUUCGGAAAUAAAUUGCAAUUAAUAAAAACUACAAACAAUUAUGCGUUUUUACAUUUCAUUCUUUGCUUUUUUACUUUUAUGUAUUUUUUUAUUUGUGGAUUUAUAUAUAUAUAUAUAUAUAUUCAAUUAAAUUUUCCUUUUUUCUAUUUUCCAACAUUUCUUGUGCAUGUAAAUGAGGUGGGCAGUGCUUUGGUACAGAUGGCCCCUCCCACACAUUUCCUGUCUGCAAUGCAUCCUGUUGGCGGCUGAAAUUAUUUGAUCUAUAACAAUUUUAAGGGCGUUUGUGUACUAUGUUUUUUUUUUUUUUUUCCACUGUGAGACUGAAGUCGGCGCUAGGACCUGGAGAGCUUCUGCACCCAAACCCGGCUCCGGUUCGCGUCCAGUACCACGUCUGGUGGUACUGGCUUGCGUCCGGCGCCGAGUCCCGAGAGCUGCGGACAGCAAGCUCACCGGGGGACGUUUUAAAUGUUCU